AUGCGGCGCCUGGCGGCGGCUGCGCUCGCAGCAGCGGCCCUUCUUCGUCCAGCCUCCUCGGAGUGCAGUAAACACAUUCGCUUCGGCACCUUCGACGAGGCAAACCCGUACGCUGCGCUGGCUCCGUCGCAGUGGCUCGACGACGACGAGGUGUGUUGGGUCUACUACCGCCAGCUCUCGGGCGGCCGGGCGGUCGCUCACCUCGACUCUGGCGAACUCGACGUGGCGAUGCUCGGCUCGACGCCCUACGCCACUGCGGUUGCGCGCGGCGCGGCGCUCACAGCGGUGGCCGUGCUGCACAACAAGGGCACGGCGCAGGCGCUGGUGGUGCGGUGCGCGCUGCAUGGCCCACAGGACCUGCGCGGCACAACCAUCGCUACACCAAGGUACUCGACCACCCACUACAUCCUCCUCGCGGCGCUUGACGAGGCGGGUCUCGAUCAUGUCGAGACGGCCGAGCUGCCUUCCGCCGGUGCCGCUGCCGCCGCCGACCGGGUGACCGUCGUCACAAUCUCGCCGACCGAGAUCGAGGCGGCUUGGAGCGCCGGUCGGAUCGACGGCGGCGCUGUCUGGGGCAACACUCUCGUCAACCUCACCUCGGCGGACUGGGGCGGGAGCCAUCCCUCCGGCUGCCAGCCCGAGCCGGCGCACGAGAUGAUCACCGCGGAGAUGCUCGCCCUCUGGGGAUACGAGACCCUCAACGUGCUCGCGGUCCGCAACGCCUUUCUGUCCAGGAACGAGGCGCUCGUGGAGAGGCUGGCGGCGGGAAUAGUGCGCGCGAACGCCGACUACAGGCUCGCUUCGGAGCGCGGCCGCUGGGCGGCGGGGCCGGGUGGGGAGUACAACUCCCUCGUCUCCGCUUUUGUGGCCCUCGAGGCGCCGGGCUACGACAGCAAUGUCACCCUCGCCCGGGUGGCGGAUCGCGUGGCCAAGUUCGAGUACCCGACCGCAGAGCAGCAGCUGGAGGAGCAGAGCUAUUUGGCGGCGCAGAUCGAGAAGCAGGCGGACUUCAUGUUCUCGCAAAAGGUCCUCGCCUCCAUCCCGAACGCCAGCGGCACGGACGAGCUCGAUCGCCGGCCAGGCGAGCCAGCAGCCCGACGAGCCUCCGUCUACGCCACGUACUUCAACGCCUCCUUCCUCGAGGCUGCCCUCGCCGCUGGCGCCGCCUCGGGCUUCGACAGCGACGGGCCUCGCGCCUCCCCCCUCGCGCCUCUCCAGCAAGAGAGUGUCUUGACCCCGUGCGCGGGCUGGGCGGUCGAGGUGGUCAACGCGUCCCACGCGCCCGUCCUGGCGCCGCACUGGCCCCCGCCCCACGCCGGCGGCGGAGGUGGCGCGUACCGGACGGACGAGUCGUGCGUCUGGGCGGUGGCGGUGGAGGAGCCGACUCAGUGCGUGGAGCUCCGCCUCCCCUUCCUGUCGUCGGAGCCGCCGCACGACGUCCUCGAGGUCUUCUCCUCCUCCGGCCUGCUAAUCUCCUCCUUCACAGGGCGCGCCUCGCCGCCGAACGCGACGGUGCGCGCGUGUGCGAACAGCACCACCCUCGCGGGCGCCGCCGCAGUCGGCACGGCGCUUACAGCCGAUCGGGACCUCGACGUGUCGCUCCCCGAGGCCGGCGCCUUUCUCGCAAUGUUCCUGCGGUGGAGCACAGACGGCCACGACGAGAUGCAGCUGGGCAACUACACCGCGGUCGGCUUCCGCGCGUCGGUCAGCCUCGAGGGCGACGCGUCGGACUGCCCCAGCUGCGGGCCGCACGGCGUAGCCGACUCGGCUGGCGGCAGUUGCGGCUGCCGCUGCGACGCGGGCUACGCUGGCUCAUCGUGCGAGCUCGAGACGUGCAACGGCGUGGUGACACGUUCCGAGGCGGAGGGCGCGGUGCGUGCGACAGCGGUGGGGAGGUACGACGCCUACUCGAGGUGCGGGUGGCUGCUGACUGGCGGCGGCGCACCCUUCGUCGCGCUCAACCUCUCGAGCAUCCGUCUCGAGCUCGGAUUCGACGAGGUCCGCGUCUAUGAGGGCGGCGUCAUCCCCGCCUCCUUCUCCGCCUCCGCGACAUCCGACGAUUUCCUCUUCUCAACCUUCGGCUCUUCCCCCGCCGCCACCCUCGCCGUCCGGACGCCUGCAUUCGUUGCCUUCACCAGCGACGGCGUCUGGAGCGGCAGCGGCUUCGAGCUGGCGUGGUCGGCCCAGCAGGCCGCGUGCGAGACGGACGCGGACUGCUCUGGCCGAGGGAGCUGCAGAGACGGCGAGUGCCGUUGUGACGUCGGGGCAUACGGGCCCACGUGCUCGUUUGAGAAGUGCGUCGGCCUGAGCACUAUCGAAGGCGCGGUCGCCGGCAUGCUCCAGGCCAUCGACGACAGCCAGGACGACUACCUCUCCUCGGUGGCGUGCCGCUGGGAGCUGGCCAUGCCUACGACGAUUGAGUCGCUGGACCCCCCGCUGAGCGUCACCGGCCUCCGGCUCAACUUUUCGCUCUUCGAACUCGAGGAGCCCCAAGUGACGAACCCAGAUCUGGGGAUCCGCUCGUCCACCACAGACGCGGUGCGGGUGCUGGACGGCAACGGCACCAUCCUCGACACCUUCUCUUCGACUUCGAAUGCCAACCGCCCGACGAUGGGCGAGGCGAUCGCCCUGGAUGGCCCGCCGCCCUUCACGCUGAGAUUCGACACGGACAUCAACAACCCGCGGCCGUACCGCGGCUUCAGAGCCUUCUUCCUCGCCGCCACCAAGGAGGAGACCCUCUGCCACGCGGAGCACUUCCCUUGCACCGACGUCGAGAAGCCAGAAUGCCGACUCUUCGCAGGGGAGGCGCACGGCUACUGCACGGCGAAGUCGUCGCCGCCCACCAGCGCCCUCCUGCCGGCGUCGCUUGCGGCAACCUUCGCCGUGCUGCUGCUAAUCGGAGUGCUCUGCUGUGUGGUGCAGCGGCGGCGGCGGAGCCGGCUGAAGGGUAUCAUCGAGGAGGCGGAAAGAGAGUUUGCGAGGUGGGAGCCGCUGCCGGAGGAGCACCGUGGCGCCACAGCCCUGCGCGCGCAGCUGACAGAGUCCAUCCUCCGGGUGCGGUCGAGCUUGUCGUUCCGCGGCACCGACGUGGGCGACUCGCGGCCGGGCUCUGGAAACGCCUCGCCUGCCGCGAGGGGCGUGAGGAGCCUGCCGAAGCGGCAAAGGCCGCGGGUGGUGUCUGCCGUCGGACUGCCUGAGGAGCGGUACCACUGCUUCCUCUCCCACGUGUGGUCGAGCGGGCAGGACCAGGCGCGUGCGCUCAAGGGGCAGCUGCAGAGGUACGUCCAAAACAUCCAGCCCUUCUUGGACGUGGACAACCUGGACGACACCGCGCGGCUGGAGGAGCACGUCGGCAACUCGGAGGUUGUGAUUGUGCUACUGACUGGCUCCACGCCCGCCCGCUCCUGUCCCUCCUCGCCACCCGGAGGGGCGAGGUCGGACUACUUUGGAAGCGCCAACUGCCUGCGGGAGCUCCACGCCGCCGUCGCGCGGAGCAAGCCCCUCCUCCUCGUCCUCGAGACCGACCCGACGCACGGAGGCGUCCCCCUCGAGGUGCACCGGUCCGCCUGCCCCGCGGAGCUGCGGGCGAAGGUCUUUUCCGCGCCGCUGGUGACGUGGCACCGGCUGAGGCCCUUCCAGAUGUGCUCGAUGCGGCUGCUCAUCGCCGAGCUGCUUCGCGCGUGGAAGGCGCCCGGCGCGGAGAGGCCCAUCUUCUUGCCCGGCGACCUGUGCCGCUCGCCGCCGCCGCAGCUCGCCACCAAGCGCACGUGGCACCUCUGCUACUCCCGCGACAACGAGGGGGCGGCCGAGCUGGUGGCGCGCCUCGAGAGGGCGAGCGAGCAGCAGCUGCGCGCAACUGCCGACGCGGAGCAAAUGCGCUCCUCCGCCGCGCUGCUGCUCUACCUCGACGGCGCCACGUUUGGCGGCGCCGGCCUGCCCGACAGGAGCAAGGACGGCGCCGCGAGCGAGGGGCUCGUCCGCCUGGUCAGGAGGGCUCUCGACGACGGCAUCCCCAUGGUGCUGGUGCACGAGCAGCGGUCGGUGCCGGAGGCGGUCAGCUUUGACGAGAUCAUCCGCCGCACCCCCGCCGAGCUGGUGUCCGCGGGCAUCUACCGGCCGAUCGCCACGCCGCUCCUCGACGAGCCGCACGCGGCGGUGGCUGUACGGCUGGUCCUCAACAACCUCGAUCUCAUCUGCCGCAGGAUCGAGCGGCACAACUCGGGCGUGAUCGGCAGCCUCACCGCGCUCGCCGAGAGCCUCACGCGCAUCGACAUGGAUGGCGACGGCGAGAUCGGCAAUUCACCAACGCGAUCUUCAGAACACGCUCCGGGCUCGGCGCCCAAGCCACGGCUAAAGUGGAGGCGACGGACUCCCCCUGAGAAGGUCGCGUCGUAUGUGUAGCGGAGUGUAGUCGGUCCGCGUUGUGCUUGCCUGCCGCCUGCUUAGUGCUGCGCGUAUUUUGUCAUUACCGCAUGGUGUACCUUUUUGAGACAGGAGAAUUUUGCGUGACC
Emiliania huxleyi CCMP1516 is the source of this 4511-nucleotide messenger RNA. RefSeq lists its product as hypothetical. Gene Ontology annotation, biological process: transport. Gene Ontology annotation, molecular function: transmembrane transporter activity. NCBI's taxonomy places the organism in Eukaryota, Haptophyta, Isochrysidales, Noelaerhabdaceae. The transcript has 2 exons. The record is from RefSeq and is a predicted model, not a curated record. Bases 1 to 4401 code for a protein of 1466 amino acids.